AUGAGCACAUUGUCCUUGCUGGUCGAAGCUUCUUCGUGCUCUUGGGGGAAAUUGGCUUGUCAGCAUGGUGAUCGAACGAUUGGUAUUAUUCUUCGAGCAAUUGUAUCCUUCUGCAACGCUCAUCUCGGCCAGUCUGCAUCCAACCAGCUUCUUGUUUUCGCAUUCGGUCGAAAUGUGGAGAAAAAGCUGAUAUAUUCAUCUGCUCGAUCUGAAGACCGAAAUGUAUCAUCCGUCGUUGUGGAUCAUUUGCGAGAUCUACUACAAAGUGAUUCAGGAAAUUCGGAUGCAACCAUGGGUGCUCCAAUCGGACCGGCUCUAGCUCAUGCCUUUUGUCAUAUGAAAAAAGACAGCCAACUGGCGACUGCGGAUAUAUGCGACGACUCUCUCGGUCCUGCUGCUUCCAACACCGAAAAGUCAGACUCGUCGACGGAAAAGGUGUCAACUAGAGCGGUUGUGAUUUCAAUGACACCGAUUAUAGGCAGUGAACACGGAUCUCUCAUGAAUCUCUUCUUCUCCGCUGCAAAACAAUCUAUUUGCGUGGAUGUUGUUUCUAUGAGUGAUGAUUUGACCGGUGGAAUCCUUCAACAAGCCGCUGAUAUUACUGGAGGAUCAUUUGUACAUGCGGAGAAACCUCAAGCCCUUCUCAAAAUUUUGAUGACUAACAUGCUCACUGAUGCUUCUUAUCGAAAUACAUUCUCAAAGCUUUCCUAUUGCUCAGUCGACUACCGAGCUUCUUGUGCUUGCCAUCACACCCUCGUUUCUUCUGGUUGGGUGUGCUCAAUUUGCCUCUCUGUGCUUUGUCAGUACACUCCUAUCUGCAAAGUGUGCAAAGCUGCUUUCACCAUCACGAAUCUCCCUAAAAAGCCAAGCCGAAAGCGUACUUUGAGAUCCUAA
Messenger RNA from Caenorhabditis briggsae, 894 nucleotides. The record is from RefSeq and is a predicted model, not a curated record. Gene Ontology annotation, biological process: nucleotide-excision repair; regulation of DNA-templated transcription. NCBI's taxonomy places the organism in Eukaryota, Metazoa, Nematoda, Chromadorea, Rhabditida, Rhabditidae. The transcript has 6 exons. Gene Ontology annotation, cellular component: transcription factor TFIIH holo complex; transcription factor TFIIH core complex. Bases 1 to 894 code for a protein of 297 amino acids.